Molecule: messenger RNA, 6503 nt
Organism: Amoebophrya sp. A120
Lineage: Eukaryota; Dinophyceae; Syndiniales; Amoebophryaceae
Source: the annotation of a GenBank genome assembly
AUGACGAAUCGGGGAAAGCCGUGGAGACUUCCCUCCGUGUGGAAGUUUGUCAUGCAGAUUAGACCAGAAGCCUGGGCUUCGUGCUCGUCUCACUGUUGCUGUAAAUGCCUUGCAAUCCGGGGGAGGGGAACUUGUUCAUUCUCAUGCCUCACGGUGAUCCUGAGUGUGCUGACGGACCACGUGGUGGAAGCAGAAGGUUUAGGGUAUCGUAUGGAAAAAUUCCCCCCCCUCCCUAUCGAAAGUGCAUCCUUCUGAAAAUUUAAUUUAUAUACAUCCUUGCAGAUGAAGAUCCUGAGAGGACUCUCCCAAAAGAACAUCCUUACGGAUAUGGAUGGACUGGUUAGAUGGGCGACUUUCCCGGUGCGUAUUUUGGGCGAAGGCCUCGCUGGAGUCAACGACGCAGACACUACAGCGAUCGAAAACCGACGCCGGGCGGACCUAGCGCUGGCCACAGCACUUGUCGACGGGGCGAGCACGCGCCUGCCAAGCUCUUCCGACUUACGCGCAUGCGGUAUAGUUCCAGACCGUUCGGAGCUUGUCGACCCAAAAGCGAAAGCACGCACCACGAAGACAGUCUCUAUCUUCGCCCACACCGACAUAGGCACGACAGUAGCUUGCGAAAUGGAGAAAAUGGGUAAAGGUAUUCCGGUUCUAGCGGCUAAGACCAGCGACGCGCACCUAGGAACAGAGGAAAGAGAAGAAGCGCAGCGCUUCGCGGCAUAUUGCAACAAUGCGAUAGUGCUUAUGGACGCUAUAGCAUCCUGGCCACAAACAGCCAGCGUGUGCUUCCGGCUAGAGGACUACCGCAAGCUCUGGAUCAAGACACGCGGUCCAUUGCGCAGGGGCUUAGGAAUAGUCCUCGCACUGGUAGAAAGAGUCGAAGCGUUGCAAAAGCUCGGCCACGUGGUAAUCAAGCAGUGUAGGCAUGACGCGGACGAAGACAGAUCGUGGGUGACAGCCAAAGCGCCUCCCACGAUCUCCACUGGGCUAACAGUAGUGAAUGUAGCAGACCACGACUGUUACGCUGACUGGCCCGUGUUUGACUACGGUGAGGAUGCCUUCAAAUUCGAACCAGUGCAACAGUGGCCGGAAAUGAGCAGACGCGAGCGAACGGAAUUCCUCACGGCAGCACUGCUAGGCGAGCAGGAACAAUCGCAAAACCAGGGCGAAGCGGCCGCACACGGCGCACAGGCAAGCGGGGGCCCCCCUGCGCAAGAGCAGGCGCACCAGGCCAACGGAAAAGACCAGCCGAUGAAGAACGCAUAUCAUCCACUAGGCUGGGACUGCCUCGACGAGGACGCGAUCGCUAAAUACCUCAGCAGGCUAGUAGAGGGGGAUCCUCCUAGCGCAUCCAGCUCAUCGUCCUCGAGCUCGCAGCCCCCAGGUGCGAAAGGGACUGGGAAAAGCCGCAAACGAGCACGGAGCAACUCAGGGGACUGGGGUGAGCUCCGAAGCCCGGAGCCUGCAACACCAGGAAACGACCCAGCCCCGGAGCAGCAAGCAGCACAAGAAACGCAGGAGAGCCGGGAAGAGGGUCCCAGAAGGAUUCCAGGGUCGAUGUUCCGCGACUCACCAGGGUCGAAGUUCAGACGGGGACCAUGGAAGUCGCUAUUCUAGAGCAAGCUACUUCAAUAACUACUUCUUCCACUUCGAAAAAACGUCUCUUCCGAAACAACCAAGAGGAUUGCUUCUUCUUACGAAAAAGCACUACUUCUUCUUCGCCUGUAAAAAAGGACGCGACACACGAAAAAACUCAAAGAGAAAAAGAACGCCUGAGCUGGAGCUACAAGGCAGGGACCAACGAACAGCCGGGCGCUGUUGUUCUCACUGUUCGCCAAGAACGAGGGAAGGAGAAAAACCCAAAGGGCAAGGCCCAGGAGCGAAAAAAAAAAAAAAAAAAUGCGCGCUGUCGCACAUGGCGCGCCCGUUUCCCCUACUCGUCUCAAUUUCCUCCCUGGCGCAAGGGGGGACCUUGCCGCCAGGUUUCUCCUUGUCUGCGCCGUCACCAGCUACUUCCGCGUGCUUACGGGUAUCCUUGAGUGAGCGAAGCUGCCACAUGUUGCAUGAAGCACGAUCCCACGGCGUGGGCGCGUGCGUGGCAAAAGCGUAACCUUUUACAUGUAUCUUUGUAUGGAGCACCCGCCCCCCCUCUUGCUUUAGCUCGAAUGGCGAAUGGCGACGAUUUGGGGGCCGCUCGAUAGCGCUAGGCGCUAGUGCGCAGGUAGGCAGGUGAGUCGCGCCGUCCCCGGGGGGCGUUCCCUGGUCUCACUUUACAAUCAAAAACUUAGCAGGGAAAGGAUCCAUGUGCCGGAUUGGGAGGUCGGUGCGUGCUUCUUCUGGCAAGGCUCGUCUAGAAGUAAUCACUGACGGUGGGACGUCGUUCAUGUAUGCGCUGCGUCAUGGCAUACGCAGUGGGUCCGGUGCUCGAGCUACAGUGACCGAGCCGUUGUGGAGUUUAAGUACUCUCCGCGCCGGACCUAAAAAACAAGGCUCAUAGCCCCGGCUCGGUUGCUGAUCAGAUUCGCCCUACACCCAUGCAGAAAUGCUACAGUGUGUGCGUGUUUGGUCCCCCCUGAACGACGUGUGAGUGAGUGUGGCCCACACCCAAGUCCGAAAAAACCUAGCCUCAUAACAGCCGCGCCCCUAAGGUAUAGAUCAACUGUUCGUCAUAGAAGAUCGGCGUUCAGCUGCUCUCGGGCUGGAGGAGGGAGUAGCAAGCAGCAGUCCGCUUAAGGGGCACACUGCCAACAUCAUCAUCAUCAGAUGAGUGUCGAUGUGGGAAGACCACAAAUCCUGUCUGUCUUGCAUGAAGGAAAAUCCAGAGUAGACUCCGCCACGGUAUGCGGGCGAUUUGCAAUGCUGUAAGACCUGCAGGGCGGACUUCUGCCAUGCUAAGGGCCUGCACUACAAGACCCGAGCUUAGGCUUAGUAUCUGCUUCGUGCAGUCCCCUACUGCAAGACAAAUUUGUGUACACUAAUGCCGCAUUAAGGGUUUCCACUUUAACAUGCGGAGGGGGGAUUUUUUCUUUUGAUAUUCCAGGAAGAGUGCUUAUUGCCUUCGGUUCCGUCGCGUUUGUUUUCCGUAUCCUGAGAAAAGCUCGAGGUAAGGACGUUUUGCAUUUCUGAGUAGGGGGCGUGUCGUGUUGCGUUUAUUUUGUAUCGAAAGACAUCUUCUAGGAGUAGGAACGUCCGCCCUUGUUUAGUGCAUUUUUGUGGACAUGAGGUGUACGAAGUGACUGACUCAAGCUUUUUGAUACAGGAUACUGAUUUUCCUGUACGGAAAGGUGCUCGCUUCUGCGUAGGACGAUGAACCGCGACCGCCUAUCCGUCGCCCAGCUUUGGCGUUCGCUUUUUCUUCUGUGAUGCAAAAACGCUUUUUGUUUUUCUUUUUGUAGCGUGGCUGUAAGAAUGCGAAAGUACACGCAGAGUGUGAUGAACGACGCCAAACAAUUUUCGUGAAGAUACGGCAUGAUAAAUUUUGCUUCCUGUGAUUUCUAGUAGGAGGACGCCAAAGCAUAUUUCUUUUUCAUUUUCUGCAACAUGAACAUGAUACGCUCCUGCGUCAACACGAGUCCCUAUCGAGCGCAGAGCUCUACACUCCAACGCCACGACUCUCUUUUCCAGUGCAAAUAUGUCUGGGUCUGGACGUGUUCCAACUUGUCAUGCUUCGUCUGGAUUAUGCAGAGCAAAAUCUGUGAUGCAUGAUUACCAAAAGCUGUCCAGUUUGCGGCUUUGACCAAGUUAAGAGGGAGCUUCUCAUUCACGAUAGGCAUAGUAAGGAUCUCACUGAGCAGUUUGUUAUGCUAGGUACCGCAUUCCAGAACCAGAGCCAUGGAAAACCUGCAUGACAAGUCUUGCAAUCUUCCAAACCCAGGCUUAUUCGCAUUUGAUAUUUCUUGGAUGCAGACAACAGUCGACUCAUGCAGUUGCGCUACUCGUUCUCGUUGGAUUGUGAUGCAAAAGGCUCUUGAGGAAGGUCAGUGGGGCAUGCAUGGAGUGUACGUUUGCAGGUAGUGUUUUUUACUUACUCACUUUGCUAUGCUUGCAUGACAUAUCCGAGAUUAUGAGUACUUUUGUAAAUUUAUUACACAAAUAAAUUCAACCGCCCACCGCACAUGACAAAGAAGCUUGCUUCCACUUUUUCACACCAAGAAGAGUUUGCAUGCCCAUAUUGCGCAGGACCAGGACCUAUUGACGUACUGCAAAUAAUGCGAGAUGCGAAAGACGCCUACGACUACGGAAAGCAGUAUCUGAGAAAAUGACCCAUCCUUGGCCCAAACGAGUAGGUUUGAACUUUAGGUAUUGCAAAUAUGUCUAGAUCUGGAAGACUGUAACAUUCGGAUUCUUGAAUGCGCACCAUACUCCUGAAGUCUGUAUAUGCAGAGUAGGGAAUUUGUCAUGCAAAUACGCGAACUCUCAUCCGGGUUACAACGCACUACAGCUCAAGAACAGCUUUCCAGACCCAGACGCAUUUGCACUUUAUAAGUACUUACUUUUGCUCCAACUCCAGGGUUAUCAAAUGUAAAAAUGUCUGGGUCUGGAAGAAUGGAACUUCUCAUGCUAAAUCUGAAGCAUGCAAAAAUCUGUGUUGCAUGAUUGCCAAAAGUCGUCUAGUUUUGACCAAGUCGCGAGGGAGUUUCUCAUGCAGGAAAGGCAUGAGAGAGAUCGCCCACAAUCUGUCAUGCUAGGUCCUGCAUUCCAGAACCAGACCUCAUGCAUGGAAAAGCUGCAUGACAAAUCGCGCAUUCUUCCAGACCCAGACAUUUUUACAUUUGAUAAGGGUGUUUCUGUUUGCGAAAAUGCCAGUUGUGAUGCAUGGGGGUUUGUGACUUGAUGAUGAUUCUCGCCGUUCUUAUAUUUCCAUGACGCACAUCGAUUCCUCGAACAGAAAAAUACGCCCUGCACCUGCUGAAGGAAUUUUUCCUCGAGAACUAAAAUGAUUUGCAAAUCUUGACCAUGGACGGUUUUUUUCUUGCAUUCCAUACUCAAAAAAGCGAGGAGCUGUUUUCUUGAUCUUGUCAUCUUCGACGUGGAAAUUGAACUACGCAUUUUUUUAUGCUACAGAAAGAUCUCCACACUCUUGUGAGAGAGCCGUGGCUUUGCGCGGAUGAAGGUGGAGGAAAUAGGAAUAUCAAAGUGAAAAAAGCCCCCAUCCCAUAGUCAAAAGACAAUUUGUGUUGCUGGGGAGGGGAGAUUUUUCCUCACAAUGAAUAAGGAAUUGGACGAAGACACCUCCAGGAUGAUGACAGCUCUGCGCCUAUCCUAGGUAAAAAUAUGAAACCGCCCCAGAGCUGUCUAAUGUCUUGUAGGUCUCGACGUCUGCUGCAAGAGCCAGAAGUUGCAGCAGCCGCGCGUCUGCGUCUCUGGGGUGGGUACUUCUUUUUCCCACGUGAUAGCACUCCAUACCGCACCAGAGGAUAUGCAGUGCAAAUGUUUUGGUCUGGAAACUUGUAAUGCCGAUUUGCUGUUGUGUGAGAUUGCAACACGAGCUUUUUGAUGUUUAUUGCGCAUUAAGCAUUGCGUUCUUGUUGCAUGAGCAUGACAAAGGAAGCUGCCCUUCUGCUGUUGACGCAACACAGAUUUUCUCGGGUUGCAAGACACGCAUGACAAGUUCCACUUUUCCAGACGCAGACAUAUUUGCAUUUGAUAGAGGACUCGCCGGAACGAUAAUUCCCCGGCGCCUGGUGUAUCAAACGGAGCAGCGUGAGCAACGUAACUCGAAUAAGAUCGUUGACUCCGUACUUCUUGGUGAAAUGAAUUUAUGUCCGCAUGCUGUAGUUGAUUCAUUGCAUCGCACCGUUGGCGCAUUUAUAAGAAAGUAGAAAGAAAUUGAAAUAGAAAGUUGUCCGAGUCCGUUGCUAUACAGCACAACUACCAAAAGAAACGGUCUCGUGUUUCGUUGCUACACAGCACAAGGUGGUAGAAUGUCGGGCGGUAGGGAUCGCGAGCGGAUGCCGGGUCGUGUGGUAGCUGUGGCUUUCAUGCCGAUGUAUAAUUUAUUGAAACAGAGAAUCGAUUAUAGCUGUAGGUACUGUAUGAUACUAGAAAAAGACGCUUUCAAUGCUGAGUUUCGAAAUCUGAUGAUAUUUCGCCACCUAGAGAAAUAAGUUUGGUUGGCAUGAUACUCGUGAAAAAGGAGAUAACAAAAAAAUAUAAUGACACGACGUUUCGGUUUCGAAUACAAUUUACUUCAUUUCAUAUACUUAGACAUCUUCACAGCGACUUCACAUAUUACAUUGCAGAGUUUGUAUACAUGAAGAAGAUGAACAACUGAACAUGAUUUAUUGCCUUGUACAAUCAACAUAUUUUUUUUGAGCAGUAGAAGGGAUACACUUCACAUUGAUGAUCGACCGAAAAGAAUAAAGAAAAUCGUUCCCAGCUGCGCAAUGUGGGACGGAACUUGGUGCUUCGAAAGAACAGUCUUUUGUGAUGGUUGUUCGCAACUGGAACGUCUCCAAUUAAUCGUUCUGGUACAACCUCCAGAUGAUCUGCACCAAACAGAG